AAAAAUUUGAAUUCAAGGGGACUGUAACAUUAGUUGUGUGAUAUGUGACAUUCCCCUUGUUUUGAUCUGAAUUUUCGUCGAAUUUUUCAAAUUGAAAAGAAAGCUUAAUUAAAUGGCAGAGAAAGCAGUCAUUCUACAGAACUAUAACCAAGAACUAGUCAAGUACAUCGAAGUGCUUAAGAGAAGGAAGCAAAAGAUCCAGGUAGAGAUAUCGCAAGACGAGAGAAAUAAGGAAAUUAUAUCGGCACAAAUUCGUGCACUUCAGGAAAAGCAGGAAGAGAUCGAUGACCAAAUGACAAAGAAGAAGAUAGCAUAUGCCAAGAUCGUUGAUACGCUAGAGCAAUCUGAUCUUGGACUCUCGAAAAUCAUCGAUUCCUUGCAAGUCUUGCUUGGUUUUACAGCAUCAAAGACUGACACAGAAUUGAGUGAUUGAUAAAAGUAAAUAUGAUGUUAAUUAUAUUAAAUUUGUAACAAUCUAGCAUUAAAUAUGCUUAAUAUAGCCAAUAAACUUCAAAUUUGAU
Molecule: messenger RNA, 521 nt
Organism: Chironomus riparius
Lineage: Eukaryota; Metazoa; Arthropoda; Insecta; Diptera; Chironomidae
Source: the annotation of a GenBank genome assembly